This is a messenger RNA of Musa acuminata AAA Group (dessert banana), 657 nucleotides long. RefSeq names its product protein PAL OF QUIRKY-like. Bases 1 to 657 code for a protein of 218 amino acids. The record is from RefSeq and is a predicted model, not a curated record. Lineage: Eukaryota; Viridiplantae; Streptophyta; Magnoliopsida; Zingiberales; Musaceae. Gene Ontology annotation, molecular function: protein binding. The transcript is spliced from 2 exons.
AUGGCCGGGACCUCAUCCUACUCUUCCUCCCCCUGCGCUUCAUUUGGCUCCCUCGACGACGUCUCCGUCAAGCCCACGCGGGCCAUCAAGUUCCUCUGCAGCUACGGCGGCAAGAUCCUCCCACGUUACCCCGACGGCAAGCUCCGUUACGUAGGCGGCCACACGCGCCUCCUCGCGGUCGAUAGAUCCAUCUCUUUCUCAGAGCUGCAGGUGAAGCUGAGGGAGUUGUGCGGGUGGGGUGCGGUGAGCCUCCGGUGCCAGCUGCCGACGGAGGAUCUCGACGCCCUUAUCUCCGUCACCUCCGACGAGGACCUCGCCAACCUAGUCGAGGAGUACGAUAUCGCGAGCCGAGACCGGCCUUCCCCUCUAAAGAUCCGAGCCUUCCUUUUCCUCACCCCGCCAUCAUCGUCUUCCUCCUCCAAACCUUCCCCCAAAACUAGUCCUACCAUCCCUAUCUCCACAGGCCGGCCUCCGUUCAUCGCCACCGAGCGCUGCGUCCACUGGGUCUCCGUGCCGGCAAAGUUGUAUAGCCGGUACGGAAUGCCCGCCGCAUCGACCACCGUGGGGCAUACACGCUUCCACAGCCGCCACCACCAUGGCCAUGGCAGCCCGAGAGCAUGCAGCUAUCUCGUGCAUAACGGGAGCCACUUGCAAUAG